AUGGAAAAAACAAAUCGGAAUAUUAAGGAGAAUGUAAAGAUAUAUUGUUCGAAAUAUAUUAAAGAACUAAGUAAAGACAAAUACAAAGAUUCGGUAUAUUUAGAAUGUACUCCAAAAAAUAGAGAUAACCCAAACGAGACUAUACAUCAAUUUGAUAGAUUCAAUGAAACAAUACAAGAUAAAAAUAUGGAUGAUAACACUUUAAACAGAUACAAUUACACGGAUGGGAAAAAGCAUAGUGAUAAAGCACUUGCUAAGAAUUCAUCCAGUGACAAUAUGAAGAAGGAUGAAAAGGUAAAAAAUAUUACUACAAAAGGAGAAAAUAUAAUAAAAUAUAAUGAUGAGCAAUUAAAAAAGACUUAUUCUAAAGGGGAACAGAAUAACAAAAUUUCCAGAAUGGAAAUUUUUUCUCAUAAAUAUUAUGAAAAGGAAUGUGUGAAAUAUCACAAAAAAUAUUACGACAUGAGCAAUAGUGGUAUUAAAAAUAUUAUUUAUAAGAACAAUAUUCAUAAUGACCAUAAAAAUGCUAACAAAGAUUUGAAUCAUGAUAACUCAGUAGUUGAUAGAAGAAAAAAAAAAAAUAGUAUUACACUGAGUGAAAUGAACAAUAACAUAAAGAAUGACAUGAAUGGUCAUAAGAGUAAUGGCACGAAUGACAGUGCUCCUAGUGACAUAAGCAAACGUGUGAUCAAAGGGGAAAAUAUUAGUGAUGACACCAUUGAUGUUGCAUGUAAUGGAAUAAAUAGUGACAAAAUUAAAGGCAUAAAUGGAGACAAAGUUGAAGGCAUAAAUGGAGACAAAGUUGAAGGCAUAAAUGGAGACAAAAGUAACGGCAUAAAUAAUGAAACAAAUAAUGAUGAUAUAAACAUUGUCAAAAAUGAAAGUAGCAACAUACACAGGGACAUAAAUAAUUCUGUGAGUAGCAACUUGAACGAUCAUAUUGAAAAUGACAUAAUUAGCGGUAUGAGUGACAGAAUGAAUGACAGAAUGAAUGACAGAAUGAAUGACAGAAUGAGUGACAGAAUGAAUGACAGAAUUAAUGACAGAAUGAGUGACAGAAUGAAUGACAGAAUUAAUGACGACGUGACAUGCGGCAAAAGACAUGACAAUGAUGACAUUGAGACGUCAGAAAAAGAAGACAAUGAGGAGAGUGGGAACUGGAUUGAAAUAGAGCAAUCUUUUAACUUUUGGGAUGCCCUAAAAAAUAAUUUCAAAAAUGUGUUUUUAAUAAAAUCAGAGGGUAAUGAAAUAAAGAAUGAAGCGGGAACAGAAGUAAAUGAAAAGGAAAAUAUAUGCCAAAAUGAAAAUAGAUGUGUCUGCCAAAAUGAAAAUAGAUGUGUCUGCCAAAAUGAAAAUAGAAGUGUCUGCCAAAAUGAAAAUAGAAGUGUCUGCCAAAAUGGGGUUGUACUUUUGAAAAAAAAUGAAGUAGAAUGCGAGAACAAUAGAAAUACCUUCCCGUUAUCCCAAGAUGCGUAUGUAAAAUGCCUAAAUUUUUUAAGCGCAGAAAAAAUUUUAGAGUAUGAGUUAGUAAACAAAUUAACAAGUGAGGUUAUCAAUAAUCGAAUUGAUGUAUUUAUAUAUGUUAAAAAGUUAAAUCUUGAUGAAAAAUGGUCAAAUUUACCAAUUUAUAAAAGACAGUAUUAUUUACAUCAAAUGAAGCAUAUUAAACAUAUUAACACAUCAGAAAAAAUUUACUCAGGAAAUGGAAUGUAUAUACAUGAAGUAGCAGCAAUCAUAUUUCAAAAUGUAUCGAACUUAAAAACUUUAGAAUUAUUAUCCCCAGAAUAUUUUAUGAAUGAUAAUACACCUAGACAUGAACCUUUUGCAUUAUGUCCAUGUGUAUUUAAAAAAUUAGAAAAAUUGACAAUAAUAGGAUGUCAAACAUUAGAAUGGUUACAUAUAUUUCGUAAUUGCUCAUUUCCAUUAUUAAAAAAGUUUGAGAUUUGUUAUUACCCUUUACAUCAUGAUCAUUGGGUUUGGAAGUUUGUUUUUGAUUUUACCAUUUUAGGAUUACAAGGUUUAUACAAAGUGUUAUAUACAAUGGAAAAUCUUCAAAAAUUAAUUAUAGGUUUUGAUGUCAUAUUUGAUAAUAUUGAGGGGUAUUUAUAUAACCCUGUACAAAGUCAUAGAAAUAUAUUACAAGAAUAUAAUAUAGCUAAUACUAAUCAAAGAUAUACCAAUAGUUUAUCUCUUCCUUCUGCUAUUGGACAUCCGUCAAGGAAAUAUAAAAGUUAUAGAGGUAGGUUAUGUGAAGAAGAUUAUAGUGAUAUAUUUACUAUUGCAUAUUAUAUAUCUGGUAAAUGUGGAAGUUUAAAAAGAAUUAUGAUUAAAUAUAGAGAAUCUUAUGAUAAUUAUGAUGAUGAAAUGGACAAUGCUGCAACACUUAAUGAGUUUAUUUCGGAGGCUACAAAUACUGCUUCCAGUUACUACAAUUAUGUUCUUAAUUGGUUUAGGUCUACAGAUGAGGUUCUUCCAAGGAAUGCAUAG
Molecule: messenger RNA, 2487 nt
Organism: Plasmodium malariae
Lineage: Eukaryota; Apicomplexa; Aconoidasida; Haemosporida; Plasmodiidae
Product: conserved Plasmodium protein, unknown function
Exons: 1
Coding region: 1-2487 (828 amino acids)
Source: RefSeq, a predicted model, not a curated record